AUGGAAAUGGACAAUAAUGAAUGGGUUCGUCCACAAAUUGUCGAUGCGGGGUCUAAAACUUUCCACUGGCUGUGCUCGGUUUUUUUGCUUCUGAUCGUACCUUCGCUGUCAACUUCGCUGGCAUUUGCAGGUCGGCUCUAUUCUUCCUUGAUUUUGCAGUUCAUCGCACUUGGAUAUGCAGCAGUUGAGGCUUUAAUCCUGAGGUUUCCGGAUGGAAACGGAAUUGAAAAUCGAACGUCGAGGGGAACUGCUUGGUUUCUUGUGCUCUUGCUUGGGAUAACGGUUUUUUUCGGUAGUGUUGCGAGUGGUUCAGGAGUGCUUAUCGAAAGAAAGAGGCUAGAGUCAUUUGUGACCAAGGCUGGUGAUGGGAGGUUGAAGUUUUUUCAUAGAGGUCUGUCGUUCGCAGUCGUGUUGACAGGGUGGGUCAGAGUAUGCCUUGCACCGGCAGCGCUGUUUGGUUUUUGUAGAGAAAAACAUACUGGACAAUGCAUUGCGCAUGGGAUCAUGGGCUCAUCUUUCGUGCUCUAUGGGUUCGUUUAUUCACUGGUUCUAGUGAUUCCGUGGAUUAGAAAUUCAAAGAGAGCCUACUCGCAAGACCAGAUCGAUAGCUGGGUUAUGUGUAUUUGGGGAAUUGUGAAUACAUUCACUGAGCACAGAUGGGGAAAAGAAGGCUGGUCCCAUGGCGAUUAUCAGCACACAGCUAUGGGUAUCCUGUGGUGGGCUGGGGGGUUGUUGGGGAUAUUUCUGACUCGCGGUGGAAAGAGGUCUUUUGUCCCUAGUUUACUUAUAGUUUUCACAGGAUGGGCCAUGUCAGAACACUCGCAACACUUGGUUAUUAGCACGAAAGUCCAUGCUUUGUUUGGCUUGGUUUUAAUGAGCGGAGGUGCUCUAAGAAUUAUUGAAAUUUCGUUUAUCUUGAAGGACCGAAGAACGGACACUGAGAUAAGAUCCUUUCAGUACCUAGCUCCUUUUUGUCUCGUAUGCGCCGGAAUUCUUUUCAUGAGCGCAAAUGAGGAGCAACUAGAGCUUGUUUUAAGACUUGGCGCAGAUCAUAGUGCCUACAUUUUGGUCGUAAUUUCGGCAGCUUUUGUCACAUACCUUUGGAUGCUACUUUCGCUCGAGUUUUAUUUGAAGUUGACAGGGCUAUCUCACGAACACCAAUCAAUGAACCUGAAUCGAUUGAGCACGCAAGGUGGUAUAACAGACUUCGAGCUUGAGGACCUUGAAGCGGAACAUUGA
Lachancea mirantina is the source of this 1239-nucleotide messenger RNA. Lineage: Eukaryota; Fungi; Ascomycota; Saccharomycetes; Saccharomycetales; Saccharomycetaceae. The record is from the annotation of a GenBank genome assembly.